CCCGCCCCUGCGCACCAACCCCACUUCCGCUCCUGCGCUCUGCAGUCGGCGGACAUGGCCGCCUCCCGCUUACCUCCGGCAACACUAACGCUGAAGCAGUUCCUGCGAAGGCAGCAAGUUCUCCUUCUCUACAGAAGGAUUUUACGAGCAAUCCGGCAAGUACCAGAUGAUUCUGAUCGCAGAUACCUGAAGGACUGGGCAAGGGGAGAAUUCAAAAGGAACAAAAGUGCCACCCAAGAGGAUACAAUCCGGAUGAUGAUCACUCAAGGCAAUAUGCAGCUCAAGGAAUUAGAAAAAACACUUGCUUUAGCAAAAUCUUAAGUGUAGCACUAUUCUGAAGGGUUUUUAGUCUCCAUGUGUUUUGCUGAGUUGCGGCUUAACAACAGACAGCUCAAAGCGAAGCUGAACUGUUUGUAUGUACAGUCCUUGGGCAAAAUAUGAGAAGAUGGAGCAUGGUAUGUCACAGAGUGGGCCCCUCCUCCCCCAGAAAAAGCCAUCAAAAUGAUUGCCUUAGCACUGAAAAGCAAACCAUGAGCUUUAAAAAUGUUCCUGGAUGUAUUAGCAGUUUUCUUUAAGAAGCAAAAAGUACUGCAGCAAUUGGCCAGCUAGCACAGAAGGAGAUGGUCAACACAAUCUUCAAGAAAAUGCACAUCAAAACCACGGUGUGGGGGUGGGCAUUAUGGCACAGGCUGUAAAGAUUAAAUGCUUAUUCCAUAA
This is a messenger RNA of Oryctolagus cuniculus (rabbit), 717 nucleotides long. RefSeq names its product LYR motif containing 2 (gene LYRM2). The record is from RefSeq and is a predicted model, not a curated record. Gene Ontology annotation, cellular component: mitochondrion. Lineage: Eukaryota; Metazoa; Chordata; Mammalia; Lagomorpha; Leporidae.